AUCUGCAGGCAAUUCAACCCUGACUUCCACCAUGGCUUGGCUGCCACUUCUCAUCCUCUCCACUUACUUUAUGGGGACUUUUUCCCAGUUUGUCCUGAAUCAACCAGCUUCUGUGUCUGGAUCUCCUGGAGGGACAAUCCGAAUCACUUGUACUACAAGCAGUGGAACAAUUGGCUCAGGGCAUUCCUCCUGGUAUCAACAGAAGCCUAGCAGUGCCCCCAAACUCCUUAUAUAUGCUGAUAGCAGCAGAGCCUCUGGAAUCCCAGCACGAUUCUCCGGUUCUGUUGAAAACUCUAGAACAUCUGCCGUCUUAAGCAUCUCCAAUCUUGAGGCAGAAGAUGAAGGUGGUUAUUUUUGCCUCUCUUAUGCAGGCAGUAACACGUACACAGUGCUACCUGAGAGGGAUCAGUCUCAGCCUGAACAAGGAAGGAUCAAGAAGAUAAAUCUCAUGCACACUAUCUACAUCUCAGGGACUUUUUCUCAAGUUGUCCUGACUCAACCAGAAUCUGUGGCUGGAUCUCCUGGAGCAACCAUCCGAAUCACUUGUACUAUAAACAGUGGAACAUUUGGAUCACAGCAAUCCUCCUGGUAUCAACAGAAGCCUGGAAAUGUCCCCAAACUCAUGAUAUAUCGUGAUAGCAGCAGAGCCUCUGGAAUCCCAGAACGAUUCUCUGGUUCUAUUGAAAACUCUAAAACAUCUGCCGUGUUAACCAUCUCCAAUCUUCAGGCAGAGGAUGAAGCUGAUUAUCAUUGCCUAACAUCUGACAUGGCCAUCCCUUAUACCCUUGGCUUCAACAUGGCACACGCUGUUCUCUUCUUCCUCGUUUUUUCUUAUUGCACAGGGGCUUCAGCCCAAUUUGUAUUGACUCAACCAGCUUCCGUGUCAGCACGUCUUGAAGGAAGGGUCCAGAUCUCCUGCACAAGGAGCAGUGGAGCUAUGUCUGGUUACUACGUGUCCUGGUAUCAACAGAAAUCCGUUGAGCCGCCCAAACUAUUGAUUUAUCAGCACGUCAACAGGCCUGCUGACGUUCCAGACCGAUUCUCUGGGGUGACCGACAGUUCUAGAGCUACUUUAACAAUUACGGGUGUUCAACCAGAAGAUGAGGCAGAAUAUUAUUGUCAGUCUUAUGACGGUAACUGGAUGUUUCACAGUGAUGCCACCUGCAUAGGGAAGUGA
Molecule: messenger RNA, 1177 nt
Organism: Pantherophis guttatus
Lineage: Eukaryota; Metazoa; Chordata; Lepidosauria; Squamata; Colubridae
Source: RefSeq, a predicted model, not a curated record